This is a messenger RNA of Nelumbo nucifera (sacred lotus), 3705 nucleotides long. Its product is annotated as protein SEMI-ROLLED LEAF 2-like. Lineage: Eukaryota; Viridiplantae; Streptophyta; Magnoliopsida; Proteales; Nelumbonaceae. The record is from RefSeq and is a predicted model, not a curated record.
CAAAAAUGGUGGGGGCGUGAUUAUUACGUGGACAAAUUCGUAGAAGGCGGAAGGUAUAAAAGGGCGAGAAAGAGAAGAGACGGAAAUAAGUUUCGCGGUGGGGGAUGUCGGAGAUCCGGUCCUUUCCUGCAUAAGCUUUCAGGGAUUUCCGGCCUCCUGUCAACUCUUCCGGGCAAAUAUCCGAGGCUGGUACCCGAGUCUGAAAGCUUCCGAUAGCAUAAAUAAUUUUCUUUCCCUUCAGGCUCAGUUGUAACAUUUCGACUUUUUGGUCGUCAAAAAGAAGGGAAAGAAGGAAGAGUUUGUGGGAAAAUCAAAAUUUUGUAAUCCUAAAUAUUUAGUGGUUUACAAUGGGUGUCAUGUCGAGGAAAGUUUUGCCCGUAUGCGGCAGCCUCUGUUUCUUUUGUCCUGCUCUGCGUGCGAGAUCUAGGCAGCCGGUGAAGAGGUACAAGAAGCUAAUAGCAGAGAUUUUUCCUCGUUCCCAGGAUGAAGAACCCAAUGAUAGAAAGAUCAGCAAAUUAUGUGAAUAUGCUUCAAAGAAUCCUAUGCGCAUCCCAAAGAUCACAAGUACUCUUGAGCAAAGGUGUUACAAGGAGUUGAGAAAUGAGCAGUUUUGGUUAGCAAAAGUCGUCAUGUGUAUUUACAGGAAAUUGUUAAUUUCUUGCAAGGAUCAAAUGCCACUCUUUGCAAGUAGUUUAUUGAGCAUCAUAAACAUUCUGCUGGAUCAAACACGGCAGGAUGAAAUCCGCAUUAUAGGAUGUCAGACACUUUUUGAUUUUGUAAAUAAUCAGACUGAUGGUACUUACAUGUUCAAUUUGGAAGGCAUGAUUCCAAAGCUUUGUAUGCUGUCUCAAGAAGUAGGGCAGGAUGAGAGGGCAGAACAAUUGCGUUCAGCUGGGUUACAAGCCCUAUCUUCAAUGGUUUGGUUCAUGGGUGAAUACUCCCAUAUAUCUGCUGAAUUUGAUAACGUUGUAUCAGUAAUAUUGGAUAAUUAUGGGGAUCCUAAGAAAAACAUUGAAGAUCUUGAAGUUGAGGGCCAUGUAUCUCCCUCUCCAGAUGACAUGAUAGGAGUUCCUUCUUGGAGUAAGAUUGUAAAUGACAAAGGCGAAUUAAUUGUGACUGUGGAAAAUGCCAAAAACCCUCAGUUCUGGUCUAGAGUUUGCUUGCAUAAUGUGACCAAGUUAGCAAAAGAGGCAACAACUGUUAGACGUGUUUUGGAAUCACUAUUUCGUUAUUUUGAUAGUGGAAAUCUCUGGUCUCCUACACAUGGGGUUGCUCUUUCUGUUUUGUCAAACAUGCAAUCAUUAAUGGAAGACUCUGGGCAGAACACGCACUUGUUGUUGUCCAUAUUAAUUAAGCAUCUUGAUCACAAGAAUGUCCUUAAACAGCCAGAUAUACAGUUAAACAUUCUUGAGGUUGCCACCUCUCUUUCUAAACACACAAAGGUUCAAGCUUCUGUAGCAAUAAUUGCUGCAGCAUCUGACCUGAUGAAGCAUUUGCGGAAAAGUAUACAUUGUUCACUUAAUGACUCAGACCUUGGAGUUGACAUAAUUAAAUGGAACCAAAAGUUUCGAGAGGUAGUUGACCAGUGUCUUGUGCAAGUAAUAAAUAAGGUCGGAGAUGCAGGACCUGUUAUUGACAUGAUAGCUGUGAUGUUGGAAAAUAUAUCAACAAUUACUGUUAUAGCAAGAACUACAAUAUCCGCCGCUUAUCGCGCUGCUCAAAUAGCAGCAUCUAUACCGAAUUUAUCAUAUAAAAACAAGGCAUUUCCUGAAGCAUUAUUCCAUCAACUUCUCUUAGCCAUGGUCCAUCCAGACCAAGAAACACGUGUAGCAGCUCAUCGCAUCUUUUCUGUUGUUCUUGUUCCAUCUUCUGUUUGCCCCCAACAAUGCUCAGCUGUUCCACACACGUUAAAGGCCAAUGAUCUCCGAAGGACACUAUCGAGAACUGUAUCUGUCUUUUCUUCUUCAGCUGCUCUUUUUGAGAAGCUAAAGAAGGAGAAAAGUUCCCAUCAAGAGAAUAUCCAUAAAGAAAUCGAUGAUGGGAAAUUAAAAACUAAUUCUAGUUCAGUAUUUAGCAGAUUGAGGUCUUCUUAUAGUAGAGCUUAUAGUGUUAAAGAUUCCCCUUUCCCUUUAACACCAGAGGAGCAACCCAUGAUCAAACCAAAAAAGGAAGUGGACCCAAUUUACCUUAGGUUGAGCACUCGACAGAUUACUCUCCUGCUUUCAUCACUCUGGGCACAGGCUCUCUCUCCUCAGAAUAUGCCUGAAAAUUUUGUGGCGAUUUCCCAUACAUACUGCCUGGUAUUGUUGUUUUCUCGAGCCAAGAACUCCAGUAAUGAAUCUCUAAUUCGAAGUUUUCAGCUUGCAUUUUCCUUGCAGAGGAUUUCUCUUAAAGAAGAGCGUCAAUUGAAGCCAUCACGCCGUCGAUCCCUUUUUACCUUAGCAACAUCUAUGAUUAUUUUUUCAGCAAAAACUUAUAAUAUCCUUCCUCUUGUUCCUUUUGCUAAGGCACCGCUUACAGAUAAAACGGUUGAUCCAUUUCUAAAAUUGAUUGAGGAUUGCAAACUACAGGCUGUUGACACUGCAUCUACUCAUCCUCCAAAACUUUAUGGAUCAAUUGAUGAUGAUAAUGCUGCUUUGAAAGCUCUUUCUACAAUAGAGGGCCAAUCUAAAGAAGCCCUGGCUUCAACAAUUGUGAACAGUUUGGGAAAGUUUUCAGAUAAAGAGGCGUCAACUAUUAGGAGGCAAUUACUAAAUGAAUUUUUUCCUGAUGAACUAUGUCCCUUGGGAGCUCAGUUGUUCAUGGAAACACCACAAAUUGCCUCCUCACUUGAGUCAAAGGAUGACAAAUCCCUUGAAGCAAAUGAUGAUGACAUAUCCACUGAAGCAAAUGAAAAUCAAAAAGAUCCAAAUUUACAGUUAGUUGAAACUUCAAAUCUUUUGAGUGUCAACCAACUGCUUGACUCGGUCGUGGAGACAUCGCAUCAAGUUGGAAGAUUUUCAGCUUCAACUACACCUGGUGUACCAUAUAAGGAAAUGGCCAGACAUUGUGAGGCCCUUCUAAUGGGAAAACAGGAAAAGAUGUCAACCUUCAUCAAUGCUCAACAGAAACAGGAAAAUUUAAUAAGUUUUGACGUAGAUGAUCACAAUGUGGAUAAAAUGGCAUCAUCUAAUCCCCCUGUUGACAUGGGUAUCCAAAUGAAUGGUAAUCCUUUUGUUGAUCAUUGUUCAAGUGCUAAUGGGAACAAACCAUCAGUUGGCAUGGGUCCAACGUUAUGUGCAACUGAGUACCAAAAUCAUCCCAACUUCUUCACGCUGCCUGCAUCAAGUCCAUAUGACAACUUUCUGAAGGCUGCUGGCUGUUGAUAUGAUUUAGUAGGCAUAACAAGAAACUAUGACAACUUCAAAUAGCCAGUUUGAGGUAAGACUUUAAAACUUUUGAUUUUCUUUGAGAACUUGCCAGCCCCAAGCAUCAUCUGUUUUCUGUAAUUUGUAUUGGUGUUAGUUACCAUUGCAGAGUAAUGGAGUCUCGUGAUUAGUGUUGGUUAAGGUGUUUAAUUGUUUCAUGUCUUAUCAAUUUUUGUUCAUUCUUUUUCCCUUUUGUAAUUUAUAACUUCAGCUUGGGGGUGGUGAGUCCCUAAUAUGUUGAUCCUUCUGAAUAGUUUCAAAAAAUGCAAAGGUGGCCAAAGUAGCCACAAUAUUUCCA